Messenger RNA from Aegilops tauschii subsp. strangulata, 2054 nucleotides. RefSeq lists its product as uncharacterized. Lineage: Eukaryota; Viridiplantae; Streptophyta; Magnoliopsida; Poales; Poaceae. The record is from RefSeq and is a predicted model, not a curated record.
AUUUCCCAACACUUGCAAACGAUAUGGUGAUUUGAGGAAUAAAAGUCUUGAUAAUGUUACAAAAAGAAAUGUCUUCGGCAGCAGCAGAGCCCAAGAGGCCGAGCCAAGAAAGGAACAGAGGAAGAAGCUAGGAGGCCGAACCCGAGAGCCGCGCCGUCUGGGGCGCCGGCUGACGGCCUCGUGGAGGAGGCGGCGCGGGGCGCGACAGCGGACGGGAGGGAUGCAGCCGUCUUCCUCGCGCCGGGGGGAGCUGCGGUUCGGGGAUCUCUGGGAAAUCAACGAGCGCGCCACCUGAAGAUCUCCAUGGCUACCGCCGCGGAGCUCGGGUACCUGCGCCUGACCGCUGAUGGAAUGGCCGUGGCCGCAGUCGCACGCCAAUACGCGGAUGCCGCGGGCCGACCCGUACGCCGGUCGGACCAGCGCGGUGGCAUCGCCUGCCCCGCUCCAGCAGGAGCUCUCGGAUGAAUAAAAGCGCCUCCAACUCGAUUCGUUCGCCUCCCUCCCCGAUCCCCAGAUCCAAUCCAAGACACGCCAUCGAUGGCGGCGAAGGUGCUCCAGCUCCGUAGCUCCGACGGCAAGGUGCUCGUCGCUCCGGCGUGGGACUAUCGCCCGACCGCCGCCCAAGCCCUCCCGCUGGAGACGCGGGUGCCCUCGCGCGCCCUCGAGAGGGUGCUCCAGUACUGGACCAAGCACAACCUUGCCAAGGCCACCGGUGAGUCCCGGGAGUCCCUCGCCCGCUGGGAUGCCAACUUCCAGCGCCGUCUCGAGGAAGACGGCCUCGCCAAGGAGGCCGCUGCAGCCGCCCAAGAACUCCGCCGCUACGGCGUCGACCAUGGAGGGCGUCCCCAUCGCCACGCCGCCACGGCCGCAUCUGAUGUCGCUGCUCCUGCAAAGGCGGCCCGUGUUGAUCCCGUCCGUGUCUGGUGUGUCAACCACGGAGAACGCAGCCAUGCGCCGGCGAUGCCCGGCUCCUUCGAUGCCUCUGAUACUGCCUCCGCCGCGCGUCCUGGGCCUGCCACCACCUUGCCGGCCGCUGCUGGUGCUGACCCCGUGGACGUCCGGUGCGCGAUCCGUGCCCGUGGACGCCAGAUGGCUGAAGACGAGGAGUCCGCUUGCCACCACCGCAAGUGCCCGGCUUCCAAGGCUCCACUCUGCCUGCCUGCCACUGCUGUUGCGCCCGUGAAGAAGGUCUCUCGUCCCGUCGCUUCCAAGGCUCGCUCUUUCGUCGGCUCUACAACAUUGCAUGUUACUGCUGUUGCUCCCGGUGUGAAGAAGGCAACUCCAGCUUCAACUCUGCGUGCAAGAAGGGGGAUGGGGGAGCUCAGCUGCAAGAUUCCGAAGCAAAACCAUGUCACCGCUGCAGCACCAAUGAAGCAACCAAUUGCUUGGCUGCGUCCAGUGGUAUUACGCCCUUGCUAGUCCUUCCUAAACCAUGCACACAUGAGUUUCAUUUAACCUUUGCAUCUCUAGGUUCUGCACUUAAUCACCAAGAUUUCUAGUGUUCUUUGAAUCCCUUUCAGUCAUUACUAAUCUUACAAGGGUGUCAGCAGAGUCCCCAUCUAGCUAGGCAGCAAAAAUCAUGCUAAGAUGUGUACGGCAUAGUUACACUACAUCCAUACCUGGUCCUAAGUUUAGGGUUUAAGUAAAUAAAGGGCACUUUCAAUAAAUCAAAGUAAAGCAGAUGAGCCUAAAAAGGAAACUCAUGUACUGCAAUUCCGGCACCUCGCCGCAAAAUCCAAAACGCCCGUUUGCUACCCGGCUUGUAGCAGGAAAAAGGAGUAGAAUUGAACUUGUCGAUACACACGUAAUCUUGUGAGCUGCCUAGCGUUUGGAGACUGUGCUGACUCUCUUGUAAACUUAAUCUUGGCUGAAUUGGAUUCUUAGGCAUUGGGCGUCUUGGUGAGUUAAAGUUGCAGUUUCCGACAAGUAACAUUGGUUAGUGAACUCUUGUGUGUGUGCGGGUGAAGCUUUGUGCUAAGCAAGUCCUCAAUGUACCGACUAUCAAGUCAUAUUGUAAUCAAUAUCAGAUAUUAAUGAAAAUUUGUUGGCCUGAA